This is a messenger RNA of Arabidopsis arenosa, 1439 nucleotides long. The record is from the annotation of a GenBank genome assembly. Lineage: Eukaryota; Viridiplantae; Streptophyta; Magnoliopsida; Brassicales; Brassicaceae.
CCUGUCUCUUCUCUUAUAAGGUUUUUCUCCCCUUGUUUAUCGAAAAAAAUCCAAAAAUGGAUCGUGUCCGAAAAUCAGAUUUCUUUUCCAUUGUUCUUGUUCUGUGUUUUGUCCUCAACAGCUUACUCUGUAAUGGAGGCGUCACCAGUAGAUAUGUCAGAAAAUUAGAAGCAACCAUUGAUAUGCCUCUUGAUAGCGAUGUUUUUCGUGUUCCUUGUGGCUAUAAUGCUCCUCAACAGGUGCAUAUAACACAAGGAGAUGUAGAAGGGAAGGCAGUGAUAGUAUCAUGGGUUACACAAGAAGCUAAAGGAUCUAACAAAGUCAUUUACUGGAAAGAUAAUAGCUCUAAAAAGCAUAAAGCUCAUGGCAAAACCAAUACUUACAAGUUCUACAAUUAUACUUCUGGUUAUAUCCAUCAUUGCCCCAUCAGAAACUUAGAGUAUGACACCAAGUACUAUUAUGUAGUAGGUGUGGGACAAACAGAGCGUAUGUUUUGGUUCUUCACUCCUCCUGAGAUUGGUCCUGAUGUUCCCUACACUUUUGGUCUCAUUGGGGAUCUUGGGCAGAGUUAUGACUCAAACAUAACCUUGACACAUUAUGAGAAUAACCCAACAAAAGGGCAAGCGGUUUUGUUGUUGGCGAUAUCUCAUACGCUGAUACUUAUCCGGAUCAUGACAAUAGGAGAUGGGACAGUUGGGGAAGAUUUGCUGAAAGAAGCACAGCAUAUCAGCCUUGGAUUUGGACUACCGGAAACCAUGAACUCGAUUUUGCCCCCGAGAUCGGGGAAAACAGACCGUUUAAGCCAUUCACGCAUAGGUACCGUACUCCUUAUCGGUCAUCAGGCAGCACAGAACCAUUCUGAGGAGUUCCCAAAAGUUAACAGGACGGAAACUCCAUGGUUGAUUGUUCUGAUGCAUUCACCGUGGUACAACAGCUAUGAUUAUCAUUACAUGGAAGGUGAAACCAUGAGAGUGAUGUAUGAGGCGUGGUUUGUCAAGUACAAAGUAGAUGUAGUUUUUGCAGGUCAUGUCCAUGCCUACGAAAGAUCGGAACGUGUAUCAAACAUAGCUUACAAUGUUGUUAACGGCAUUUGCACUCCAGUCAAAGAUCAAUCAGCUCCAGUCUACAUCACCAUUGGUGAUGGAGGCAAUAUUGAGGGAUUGGCCACCAAAAUGACUGAGCCUCAGCCUAAGUACUCUGCCUACAGAGAAGCAAGCUUCGGGCAUGCGAUAUUCUCGAUAAAGAACAGGACGCACGCUCGCUAUGGAUGGCACAGGAACCAUGAUGGUUACGCGGUGGAGGGUGACAGAAUGUGGUUUUUCAACAGAUUCUGGCAUCCUAUUGAUGAUUCUCCUUCAUGUAAUUCUUGAGAAUCUAUAAGAAUAUAAUUUGUUGUAUCUCUAUGAUUGAAUAACAAUGAAUAAAUGCAUUGUGAGUGA